Messenger RNA from Conger conger (European conger), 1775 nucleotides. RefSeq names its product ankyrin repeat and SOCS box containing 6 (gene asb6). Gene Ontology annotation, biological process: protein ubiquitination; intracellular signal transduction. The transcript is spliced from 7 exons. Bases 78 to 1391 code for a protein of 437 amino acids. Gene Ontology annotation, molecular function: protein binding. The record is from RefSeq and is a predicted model, not a curated record. NCBI's taxonomy places the organism in Eukaryota, Metazoa, Chordata, Actinopteri, Anguilliformes, Congridae. Gene Ontology annotation, cellular component: BRCA1-BARD1 complex.
UCUAUAGCGAACCAAUCUGGACAGAGCUAGCAGUAUAUGCUUCCGCUUUCUUGUUUGUGAAGAAUAGAGGGCAAAGCAUGCCUUUUCUACACGGCUUUCGCAGGAUCGUCUACGAGUACCAGCCACUGGUGGACGCCGUGUUGAGAGUCGUAGGGGUAGAGGAAAAUGCAAGUCCCCAGGGCAGGAACAGUAAUAUGGAGGAGGAGGGUGCCCUCUGCCAUUCACUGGUGGAGUUGCUAGAGAAAGAGUCACAAUCAGUCGUAUUUCAAGAGGGGAUAAGCUAUGCCCUGUUCAAAGUUGCAGAGCAUGGCUUGGUCUAUGCCGCCGAGGUUCUCCUGCGCUAUGGGGCAGACCUGAACUUUGAGGACCCUGUGUCAUACUACAACCCCCUGCAUAUCGCAGUGUUGAGGAACAGGCCUGAAAUGGUGAAGGCCCUGGUGCGUCAUGGGGCCAGCAUCUGCAAGCGGGAUCGGAUCCAUGACUGCAGCCCGUUGGACCUGUCGAGCGAGGAGCUGGAGAGGCUGCCCUGCUUGCACCUUCUCCUUGAUUUGGGGGCCGACGUCAAUGCCAGGGACAAGACCGGAAAGACAGCAUUGCUCCAUGCCUUCGCCAUCAGCGAUGGAAUCACUGUGAACAACACGGCCAACAUUCAGCUCCUUCUGGAGAAAGGUGCGGACGUCCAGGCUGCCACAAAGGAGGGCGAGACGGCUCUGUCCUCCCUGGUCUUCCUGGUGAAGGAGGCGCUGGAGGGAAACGCGGAGGACGUGCGCGAGGUGGGCCGCUUCUGCCUGGCCGUGACGCGGCUGCUGCUGGUGCACGGCGCCGACCCCAGCUGCUGCGAUGGGGAGGGGGCCGAUGGCGAGCCCUCGCUCACCCAGACCUGCCUGGAGCACUUCGACCUGCUCUUCCCCCUGGCCGUGCUGCUCCUGCAGAGCGGCGCCUCCUUCCGCUGCUCCUGCCGGGGCGCCCCCUGCUGGACCGGGCCGGGGCUGGUCUUCGGCCGGCUGGCGGCCGCCCUGCAGGAGAACCCCGACCCGGAGGUGGCUGGCGAGACCUUCGCCAGGGCGGAGCUCCUCCUGGACCUGGCUCAGGUGACCACGCCGACCCUCCCUGUCACCUGCAGGCUGGACCCCCCCGUGGUUUCAGAGCAGGACCGCCAUGGACAAGCGGUCCUGGACUUCCGUCAUCGUGUUUGGGACCGGACCGGACCACCCGCCCUGCGCUGCCUCUGCAGGGCCUCCAUCCGCCAGAGCCUUCAGCCCUGGCCGCUGGAGAGCAAGGUGCAGGCCCUGCCCCUGCCCGACCGGCUGAAAGAGUACCUCGUCCCUGAACUCACGUAUCAACCCAAACCUGGCCAGGACUGCUUCAAGCCCCACCUGCCCUCACGCUGAGCCAACUAUGGCCACCAGAGGGCAGUACAGGGCAUGCUAGCACUGUGGGAAGCAGCUCAAGACUUCCUUGCCUUUCACAUGUGACAUACUGGUCAGUUUGCCAGCGUCAGUUAGUGACUUGAAAUGGAUGCCGACCUUGGGCCUCUGAGGGUUUCAGAUAAGGAUAUUGCCUUGCUGAAAUGCACCUGAAUGUCGACUGUGCCAAUUUGAAUGCAGGUUUAUACAUAUUCAUGUGAAGUGUGCAAGUAUCAAUGGUAUUAUGAAAUGUAGACAUUAUGGACUUCCACUGUUGGGAUAGCUCAGCUGGAAUGACAAUCCCUUAAGAAGCAAGCUAAGAUAUGGGGUGGAAAGAUAUUUUUCAUAAUAAAACUUUUAAUGUUCUCA